Triplophysa rosa is the source of this 3027-nucleotide messenger RNA. It is a transcript of the gene chst1, whose product is annotated as carbohydrate (keratan sulfate Gal-6) sulfotransferase 1. Gene Ontology annotation, cellular component: Golgi membrane. Gene Ontology annotation, biological process: carbohydrate metabolic process; N-acetylglucosamine metabolic process; keratan sulfate proteoglycan metabolic process. The coding region runs from base 780 to 2042 and encodes 420 amino acids. Gene Ontology annotation, molecular function: N-acetylglucosamine 6-O-sulfotransferase activity; keratan sulfotransferase activity. Lineage: Eukaryota; Metazoa; Chordata; Actinopteri; Cypriniformes; Nemacheilidae. The transcript is spliced from 2 exons. The record is from RefSeq and is a predicted model, not a curated record.
UUAAUUUCGUCCACAAGGUUAUUUUUCUGAACAUACUGUACCAUUACAUAACUAAUCCUUUGCCUUUCAGUACUGAAAUCCACAACUUUACCCUCGCGUAUAUUCCCUGAAUUACAUUCCUUACAUUCAGCUCUCGACAAAAACGCUCAUUUUUGCUGAAAAUGAGUUCACCUCGACCAGAACUAUCUCAGUGUUCAAAGCUUCAUCAUCGAGGCACGAUGUGUGUAUGCACUGAACCUAACCUGCCUCCCCCUCGUGCUGUUUUUUCCCUCCUCCUCAGCCUUUGUCAACUGUGAUUUUGAGGGAAGGGAUGAAUAUUCGGGUUGGGUUUCGUCAGGCUAUACGUUUUACCGACCGGCACACCUCUCUUCAGUCUUCUCCUCACGACGAACGAGUGAAAUAUCCGUCCGGCGUUUCGCGGUUAGUCACAGAGAGAUAUCUGAGGAUGCGCAUCAAUACCUUAUUCAUCCGUUGUCUACCCACGGAGCCUGACUUUCAAUGUUUUACCCCGAGCAUGAAUGGGGCUGUUUGAGGAUAUACGUCCUUUUCAUCGGCGUUUUUUAAGGCAAAGAGGAAAUGUUCGAGAUGUUUCACGUAAACAAAAAGCGUUAACGCGUCUAUGACGGACGUAACGGGACGAGCACGCGAAGCCAUCGCGGCAUAUGACGUUUUAUCUUUUUGUUUAUUUUACGGCUUGUUCCUUAUACAGCUUAAUAUGAGCUGUGUCUUUGUCCAUAGGAUCAAAUCAGACCGCAUCGUCUAAAUGAAGUUACCCAGCCAUGCAAUGUUCCUGGAAGGCUGUUAUUUUGCUUGCGUUGGUGUCCAUAGCAAUCCAAUACACAGCAAUCAGGACUUUUACAGCCAAGACUUUUCACAUGUGCCCCGUUCCCAACCCACUAAAUUGCGGCUUGGGACAGGACGCGGAGUCUUUCGAUCGGAUGUGCGACGAGUACCCGUAUUUGAAUUACAAUUCCUCUAGGAAGACUCACAUCCUUAUCUUGGCGACCACACGCAGCGGCUCGUCUUUUGUCGGACAGCUGCUCAACCAGCACUCGGAUGUGUUUUAUCUUUUCGAACCCCUCUUUCACGUUCAGUCUACUUUAAUUCCUCACCUUUCUCCCAGCAGAUACGCCGUCGAGCGUAGGGUGAUGCUGGGAGCCAGCCGCGACCUUCUACGAAGCUUGUACAACUGCGACUUGUAUUUUUUGGAGAGCUACAUCAAGCCGCAGCCGGCGAACCACACCACGGACAAAAUCUUCCGAAGGGGAGCCAGCAAAGCGCUUUGCUCCGCGCCGGUCUGCGAUGCCUUCAGCCCGAGCGAAGGAAAUAUAGAAGAGGGGGAUUGUGUGCGAAAGUGCGCCUCCCUCAAUUUGACCCUAGCUGCCGAGUCGUGCCGCGAAAGACGGCACGUGGCCAUUAAAACGGUACGUAUACCGGAGGUCAGCGACCUUAAGGCGCUGAUCGAGGACCCCCGGCUCAACCUCAAAGUUAUUCAGCUGGUAAGAGACCCACGUGGGAUAUUAUCAUCCAGGAUCGAAACCUUUCGGGACACGUACCGCCUGUGGCGCAUCUGGAGAGCCACGGGCCGCAAACCGUACAACCUGGAUUUGACCCCGUUCACAACGGUCUGCGACGACUUUCUCAACUCGGUGUCCACAGGGUUAAGCAGACCACCGUGGCUCCGGGGAAGGUACAUGCUGCUGAGAUACGAGGACGUGGCCAGGAACCCGCUCCAAAAAAUUAAGGAGGUUUACGAGUUCCUCGGCCUGUCCAUGGAAAAGAACGUGGUGGCUUGGAUACACAACAACACGAGAGGCAAUAAUGACGCGUCAGCAAAGCAUAAGUACGGCACGCUGAGGGAUUCGGCGGCCAACGCGGAGAGCUGGAGGUUGAAAUUGUCUCAUGACAUAGUUGAUUACACGCAAACUGUUUGUCAGCACAUUUUAGACGAGCUCGGCUACAAAGCUGUCAGCUCCCCCGAGGAGCUGAAAAACAUGUCAGUCUCGCUCAUCGAAGACAAAACCUUCAUACCUUUUUUGUAACAAAGGUAAUCAUGUGCACGCACAACUAUUUUUCUACGUUAAUAUCCUUGCCUUAAUGUGACUGACAUUUGCACUAUGAACUUUUUAUUACUUGGGGAGACUUCCCUCAAAGUCACCCUAUGAGUUUCCGAACAGCACAAGAACCAAAACACUUAGCUGUAAAGAGAUCCGACUUCACCUCGAUGGCAGCGACAGCAUUGAGUCGUGUUCAUUAUUUAUAUACUAAAACAGAGCACCACAAUAUUGACCAGAAAGUUCUGUAUGCCAGUCAUUGCUUUGACAACACUGAAUGUGAAUAUUUUGUCGGACCCGAACUCCACGAACCGAGCGAACUGAAAUGCUGUGUUGUAAAAUAACAGCCGUGCAAUAAAACCGUGAAUGUCACAGUCAGAUUAUUUCUCAGGUUGUGUAAAUUUUCGUCUGCCACAGUCUGCAGUGGGAUUUAUGCUUUGUGUACGGUUUGCAUUUAAAAUGCUGUUUUAAAUGCAAUGUUAUGCAUUGGUGCUGUAUCUGGGUUAAAGGGUGAUUUACAGUAAACUCAUGCACUUAUAUCUGCUUGCUUUGGGUGGGUAUGAUUUAUAUGUAAAUUGUAAUGAUCGGUCAUCAUGAUAUGAGCUCUUUGUUUUUAUCUUGCUAAAUGUCAUAAUACAGCCGCAGAGAAACACAAUGCAGCGUGUCUCUGUUUUUAAGAGUGGAAAAAUGGGUUAAUUUAGACGGAUGCAUGAAAUGAUUCAUUCUGUACUGUCCUCAUCGUCAUAUCACUUAACUUUGUCUUUCAUGCAAUCAGUACAUUCGGAUUUGUAUUUAGUGUCUAUGUAUGUGAAAGAGAUUAUUGCUAUUUUUGAAUUCAUAAUAAAUGUAGAGAAGCAGAAACGGGAUCAAUGGCAAAACACGAUGCACUUAUUUCCAUGAACAAUUGGCCGAAUCUUGCCCACGUUCCUACAGUUUUGGCAUUAAACCUCAUUUUCAACUUUCAAGGACAGUU